AUCACAAAUACAUUAAUUUCUACUAAAUAUAGUCGUCCUGGGACUAGUGUUCAUUUCCUUAUCCUUUACAGCUUUUAAAUAGCUCAUCCAUUCACACACAUACACUUAUAACCCUUAAUUAAUAUAUUUAAUUUCUUAUCAGUUGAAAUCAUGUUUGAAUAUUAUUUUCUUUGCUAUUUAGUAGGGGUUGGUCAUGGUCAAGUCAUACCAUCAAUAACACACAAAGAUAACAUAGAGCAUAUAUCAUCACCGUUCGAUGAACCCAGUGAUGACUAUAAACGAGAAGCUGGAGGUGCUGCCCUAGUAGCAUUUUUUAUUGUUGUAACGUUUGGAUUCCUUAUAAUUUGUUUUAUAUCAUUAUUUAUAUUCAUUAGAAAAAGAAUUAGACUCUCAGAAGAUGAGCUUUCAAGAGAGGAGGAAAAUCAAGCAUAUCUUGAGUUAAAUUCAGAAGAGCAGGAACUCUUCUUCCAAUCUAAAGAAUACUUACAAACUAAUCCAUAUAUUAGAGGAGAAUUAACCUUAUCACAAAACUUACUUAUACAAGAGAAAGGGAUUAAAGCUUGGGAGUUCAUUAAAGAUUCAAUGCUUACAAAUAAUGAUUUGUUGAUCAUCAACAAAUAUGAAUUAAAUUUCUUUAAGAGAUUUGAAUGUUCAACACAAACAAACUUACCCAUUCCCAAUAAAAAUGAAGUUUAUUAUUUUGAAAAUAAGAUUUAUUCAUUACCUGACCCUGAAAAUACCAAAAUAUCCUUAGGAAUAGCCGUGAAACCUUAUCCAUGGUUUAGAUUACCAGGUAGACACCAAAAUUCCUUAAGUUAUGAUUCAGAUGGUUAUAGAAGAUAUAAUCAACCAUUCAAAUUUCAAUUUGAUGCGCCAUUCCCUCAAAUAAUUCAAGGUGAUGUCGUCGGUAUAGGAUACAGAGUAAGACUGGGCACAAUAUUUUUCACUAGAAAUGGUAAAAAGAUAAGUGAACUGAAAAUUGGUGGACAUAUUAAAAACUUCAAAAUAUCUGAUGUUGGACAAAUAUUCCCAACUAUUGGAGCAAAUAAUUUAUGUUCUGUACACGUUAAUUUAGGUCAAAUGGGGUUUGUUUAUAUAGAGGGAAAUGUCAAGAAAUGGGGGUUCGCUCCGUUGGAAGGUUCCGGACCGGCUCCACCAGCAUAUAACAAGUUUAAUGCUGAUAUCUUACUUGAAAGAUCUGAAAUUGAUGAUGAAAAUGAUUUAUCAGAAAGAGAAAAUGACUUCCCUCCUGAUUUUUGGGAAAUUCAUGGACAAUCUGAAGAACCUGAAGAAUCAAGUAAUGUCGAAUUCAAUCAUGAUAAGUUCAGUUAUAAUGCUUAUAGUGAUUUAAAUUCUACGGAUGAAAGAAUAACUUUGAAUAGCUUGGUGGCUCCUAUGCGGCCACCAUCAUAUGAGGAAGAUCUGGAAGAAGAAGAUCAAGAACAAGAAGAUGCAGUCGAAGAUUUACAAAUACGAGAUGAUGACAUCCAAGGAGUAGGAGAAGAGAAUGAUGGAACUGAAGAAGAAGGAGAAGCCGAGAAUAAUGAAGUAUCUCAGGAAGAAGUCAGUUUCCGUGAUGCUGAAGAUGCUACUUCAUUUAAUAUAAUUGCAACAUCUAGCAGAGACGAUUUACAAAAUAACUAAUGUCACUCAAUGGUUUUCAUUUUAGAAUAAAAUGCUAUAAUACCCAGACUUUUAAUUUUUUUAAUUGUAAUUGUGAAU
This is a messenger RNA of [Candida] anglica, 1722 nucleotides long. The record is from the annotation of a GenBank genome assembly. NCBI's taxonomy places the organism in Eukaryota, Fungi, Ascomycota, Pichiomycetes, Serinales, Debaryomycetaceae.